AAGAAAUUUCAUUGUCCUCUUCGUUCUAUGCUUCGAGCCCGCCAGAGUGUAGAAUUUUCGGGUCCAAUCCAUUGAAAAUCACGUACAUCGCAGUAUGGUCUGCGUUUCUUUGCAGCUUUUUCUUAUCUUUGUGAUUUCCAGUUCUUGUUGUUAUGCAUCUCAGGCUUCGAUCAACGAAAACCUUGUGAAUCGAGAAGUAACUCGAUCGAUUGAUAUUUCAAGUCAGGUGGCGAAGUGCAAUGUUAAAGUAACGCUGGAAAAUACUGGCGAAAAGUCGGCAAGCUCAUUUCACACAGCUGUAGAUGCCGUGCUUGCGGAAAAAAUUGGCUACAUCGGUGCCUGGGUUGGUACAGAUGAAAAAUCAAAGACUCUUGUCAUUAGCGAAGUGAAACAGAAUGGAGUGAACUCAAAAUUGUUUGAAGUUGGAUUAGAUGGACCACUUGCAGCUGGAAAGUCAGUGAAAGUGAACAUUGAGAUGGCGUUUGUUUAUGCUUUGAGGCCAUUUCCAGAAAAAAUUGCACAAAGUGAAAAGCAACUUGUAGUGUUUAAUGGAAAUCAUUAUUUCUUUUCACCUUACAAGACUGUCAAGCAAACAACAACAGUGAAAUUAUCUUCCUCAACUGUCGAAUCGUAUAGUGAAUUGAAACCAUCUUCCUUGGAGGACAAAACAAUCACUUAUGGACCAUAUGAAAACACAGAGCCAUAUCAGAGCAGCCAAAUGAAAAUCCACUAUGAAAAUAAUUCGCCAUUUUUGACUGUUGUAAAUAUGGUUCGUUUGAUUGAAGUGUCCCACUGGGGAAACAUAGCUGUUGAGGAGACCUUUCAUGUUAAACAUACCGGGGCGGAACUUAAGGGUACCUUUUCCCGAUACGACUAUCAAAGAAGCCAGACAUUUGCUGUCAUCAAAUCAUUCAAAAGCGUUUUGCCAGCUUCCGCCGCCGACGUAUAUUACCGCGAUGAGAUUGGUAACAUCUCUACGAGUAAUCUUUUAGCUGUCGAGGACUCCGUUGAACUUGAGAUAAGACCACGUUUCCCGUUGUUUGGUGGAUGGCAAACACGUUAUUACAUUGGUUAUAAUGUUCCUAGCUACGAGUACCUCUUCAGUUCAGGAAAUGAUUACCAAUUGCAAAUGAGGUUUAUCGACCAUGUUUAUGAUGAUUUCAUUGUUGACCACUUUACACUUAGGAUUAUUUUACCCGAAGGAUCAAAGGAUUUGGACAUGCAGCUUCCUUUCGACGCUAUUCGUGGGGACAAUGGUCUACAUUUUACGUACCUUGAUACAUUUGGAAGGCCAGUGGUUGUGUACCAUAAAAACAACUUGGUCGAGCAGCACAUCCAAGAAUUUGAGCUCAACUAUCAAUUCAAUAAGAUUUUACUACUUCAAGAACCAUUGUUACUCGUUGGUGCAUUGUAUCUUAUGUUUUUGGCAGUCAUUGUUUACGUUCGAAUGGACUUCUCCAUCACUAAGGAUGCGGCUCAGGAAGCUCGGCUUCGCGCUGCUGGUCUUAUCGAGGAAUUAGUGGGACUUCUCGAGCAGCGCAAACGUUUGUACGAUUCAUUCAACGAUGCAAAGAAUAAAUACAAAGCCACAAAGGAUUCGGCUUCAUUUGUCGCUUCGCGAAAAUCUCUCGAUGGGGAGUAUCGUACAGUUAGCCAGAAAAUCAGUGAGCGGCAGGCUGCUUUGUCCAGCGAUCAACCGGAGAGCGCAGAAAAGAUGGUUGAACUCCAACGAAAGGAGGUUGAACUUAAACGCCUUAUGGACGAGGCCAUCAUCUUGGCUCAAAAAGUCGUCGAUGGAAAGAUCAACAAGCAAUUGUAUAUCGAGCAGGACGAGGCAAAUGCUGCAAAGCGCGAGAAGCUGUUCAUGGAUAUCGAGAGCAUCCAAGAAACACUCUAAGAGAACACUACAAAAGAAUUUGGUUGUUUUUUAAACUUGAUUUUUAGUGUUGAGCUUUGCAAAUUAAAAAUGUAUGAAUGAA
Molecule: messenger RNA, 1979 nt
Organism: Xenia sp. Carnegie-2017
Lineage: Eukaryota; Metazoa; Cnidaria; Anthozoa; Malacalcyonacea; Xeniidae
Product: dolichyl-diphosphooligosaccharide--protein glycosyltransferase subunit 1-like
Exons: 10
Coding region: 95-1897 (600 amino acids)
Cellular component (GO): oligosaccharyltransferase complex; membrane
Source: RefSeq, a predicted model, not a curated record